AUGGCUUUGAAAAGACUCCUUCAGUUUGCAAUCAGCGCAGUUUCUCUCAAGACCGUAUUCGCGCACCAGGUCCCUUUGGGCGACGCUGUUGAACAGCCUGAAACGUGGCUGUCAAAAUAUGGUCCCCAGAUUGACCAACCAUUCUCUGGACCAUUGGCAUUUUCUCACAUGACUUAUUCCCGCUGUCUGGAAGAUGAAUCCGCGCAGUUUGAUAUAGCAGUUCUCGGUAUGCCUUUUGAUACGGGUACAUCCUAUCGCCCUGGUGCUCGCUUCGGACCCUAUGCGAUUCGUUCAGGCAGCAGAAGACAGAGGGAGGCUCGCGGAUAUAGCUUGGCUUGGGGCAAUAACCCGUACGAGCAAGGAUCAAAAAUAAUUGACUGUGGUGAUGUUCCUAUCAUUCCAUUCGACAAUGUUCUUGCCAUGGACCAAAUGGAAGUCGCGUAUUCCACUUUAUUAAAUCGUCCUAUUGCCUCCAGCCAGUCUGUUUGGGCGAAGGGUGCUCAACUUGCGAAGGACGGACGUGAGCGCCCAAGGAUCGUCAGCCUUGGAGGCGAUCACACAAUCGUGCUUCCAAUUCUUCGUGCUCUUAACAAGGUAUAUGGACCAGUUUCGGUUAUUCACUUCGAUGCACACCUUGACACCUGGAAUGGAUAUCCGGGAACGGUGACUGAGCAGUCGCGCAUUACCCACGGAACCUUCUUUUAUGUAGCCAACGAGGAAGGCUUGGUUUCAAACUCGAGUAUCCAUGCUGGUAUCCGAUGCAAAUUAGUGGGGCUGGGAGACAUUGAAAAUGAUGAAUCGGUUGGAUUCCACUUCAUUACGAGCGAUGACAUCGACGAUCACGGGGUUCCCGCGAUCAUCAAGCGCAUUCGGGAGCGUGUUGGUGACACACCUGUCUACUUGAGUCUUGAUAUUGAUGUCAUUGAUCCUGGUCUUGCACCUGCUACGGGAACUCCAGAGGCGGGAGGCUGGACGAGUAGAGAGGUCAAACGAAUCAUCCGUGGCCUGGCUGGAUUAAACUUCGUUGGCGCCGACAUAGUGGAAGUCGCUCCUGUCUACGAUAAUGGCAUACAUUAUUUUACAGCCGAAAUCACAGGCACAGCGGCGGCCGACCUUGUCCACGAUUUUCUAUCGAUGUUCAUGUCUCAAUCGCCUCCCACACCUCACGCACUUCCGGGUUCUUGGCCUCGAGACGAACUUUGA
This is a messenger RNA of Suillus subalutaceus, 1203 nucleotides long. RefSeq names its product arginase family-domain-containing protein. The transcript is spliced from 9 exons. The record is from RefSeq and is a predicted model, not a curated record. Bases 1 to 1203 code for a protein of 400 amino acids. Lineage: Eukaryota; Fungi; Basidiomycota; Agaricomycetes; Boletales; Suillaceae. Gene Ontology annotation, molecular function: metal ion binding; agmatinase activity.